Messenger RNA from Haliaeetus leucocephalus (bald eagle), 1396 nucleotides. RefSeq names its product RWD domain containing 2B (gene RWDD2B). Bases 220 to 1098 code for a protein of 292 amino acids. Lineage: Eukaryota; Metazoa; Chordata; Aves; Accipitriformes; Accipitridae. The record is from RefSeq and is a predicted model, not a curated record. The transcript is spliced from 5 exons. Gene Ontology annotation, molecular function: protein binding.
AGCGGGGGCUCCCCCCGGGCGCGCCGACGUCCACCUCCGCGGCCGCCAGAGCAGCAGAGGCGGCCGCGCUCCGGGUGUGCGGCCCCGUGAGAGAGAACUUGGUUUGGUGACCCACCGCCAACCGCAUCCUGUCCCGCCUCAGGUCAAUGGGAACCUCGUGGGCUGCCACAGAGUACCUUCGUGCUCCCAACUGCCCGACGAAUACCGGGAACAACAGAAAUGAGUAACCGAGAAGAAGCUGAGAUACAACUUUCAGAACUAGAUUUACUCUCCAGCAUGUUUCCUUAUGAGGAAGAGUUUGUUGUGACUGACCAGCUGGCUGUAGCAGAACUGAAACACUGUGCUGAAAACGAGUCUGCAGAGAUGCCAUCUUCGAAAGUUCAGUUUGUACUGAAUGUGAAGCCAGAGGUCACCAAUGCCUCUAUGGUGGAAUUCUCCAUGGCCUGUGCUUUACCAUUCAAGUAUCCAACUGUUCUACCAGAAAUUACUGUGAGGUCAUCGGCAUUAAGCCGCUCUCAGCAGAUUCACCUGAACUCUGAUCUAAAAACGUAUUUGAUGCAAAACUGCAGUGGUGAGCCCUGCGUGUUGAGUGCAAGGGAAUGGGUUAAAGACCAUGCAGCUGCUUACAUUGACAAAGAGCGUUUGUCUUCCUCAGUGACAACAUCGAAUGCCAUGCAGUCAGAAGACAACACGUUCACUCGAUUGUGGAUCUAUAGUCACCACAUUUAUAACAAGCAAAAAAGAAAGAAUAUUAUUGACUGGGCCAAGGAGCUCGCUCUGUCAGGGUUUUGCAUGCCAGGGAAACCAGGUGUUGUUUGCGUAGAAGGUCUACAAAGUAGUUGUGAAGAGUUCUGGUCAAGAGUAAGAAGAUUAACGUGGAAAAGAAUUCUCAUUCGGCAUAGAGAAGAUGUUUCUUUGGAAGGUGGAGGACAUGCUGAGAUUCAGAAACAAAGAAAGUUCUCCACUUUGGAAGAAAAAUGUUUUGAUGCACAUGGUGCCAGAGGAAAUCAUAUGGAUUUGGGGCAGUUAUAUCAUUUUUUAGAAGAAAAAGGAUGUGCUGACAUUUUUCAAAUGUACUUUGGGGUUGAAGGGCAUUGAAGGGAUUGAAGAUCACCACAGGUCCAAGUGCCUUCAUUUGUAAGUUAAUCCUUGUUACAGAUCCUUAGCUGUUCUGCAGCAGUUGAUUGGAGAGGGAAUUAAUAAUUUGUGAUUUAUAUGAUGAAUCCAGUUUUCAAUGAAAACAAAUAUCCAGUGAAAUCCUGAAUAAUGAAAAUGACUAAAUGAAUGCUUUAUUACACUUUCUGGUUUUAAGGACAUUUAGGGUAUCUACCUAACUAAGUACAAUGAGAGCAAAUACGUUUGAUAACCUACCGGGCAGUUAGAGAAUUAUAGAUGA